This is a messenger RNA of Paramacrobiotus metropolitanus, 6906 nucleotides long. Its product is annotated as U5 small nuclear ribonucleoprotein 200 kDa helicase-like. Gene Ontology annotation, cellular component: nucleus. The coding region runs from base 264 to 6710 and encodes 2148 amino acids. Gene Ontology annotation, molecular function: ATP binding; nucleic acid binding; ATP hydrolysis activity. The record is from RefSeq and is a predicted model, not a curated record. The transcript has 19 exons. Lineage: Eukaryota; Metazoa; Tardigrada; Eutardigrada; Parachela; Macrobiotidae.
UAAGUGCGGCUUCCAGAUCCAACAAGUACGCGGGAUUAUUUUUGUUUUUCUAGUUUUAAGGAAAUGAAAAUAAGUACAGAUUAACCUUAUUUAGGUAUUAGUUUUCGAAAACGAAAACUAAACGAAUCAGCUGUAAGCAGCUUUUAAAUACCAUGCUCCUAAGUCGAUACUGUGCAUUAUUUUAGUCAUCUUUAGCACUGCUGAUGCGAUUUUGAUGCGAUUCAUACCGCUGUAAAGUAUAGAAGUAUCCGAAAUCCGCCAAAAUGGCUGCGGAAGCCACUAGGAACCUUCAGUACGAGUACAAAGCGAACUCCAAUUUGGUUCUUCAAGCUGAUCGUACUCUUAUUGAUCGUCGUCCCAAAGAUGAACCCACGGGUGAAGUCUUAUCUCUUGUUGGUAAAUUGGAGGGCAGUAUUAUGGGAGAUCGUGCGGAACGCAACCGUCCCCAGCAUCUUUCUGAACGAAAAGUCAAGCGGUUAAAGCGUGAUGAGGACCAACGGGAUUUCGGUAUUCGUAAGGGCGCUUCAAUUCUCUCUGCAUAUUCGGAAGCAACAACGGGCGCAAACUAUCGACCCAGGACACUGGAAACACGCCAGACGUACGAAGUGAUGCUUCAGUUUAUUCAGAGUGCACUGGGUGAUCAGCCCCGUGAUAUCCUGUGCGGAGCCGCAGAUGAAAUUCUGGACACACUGAAAAAUGAUAAACUAAAAGACAGAGAGAGAAAGAGGGAUGUUGAAUCGUUAAUCGGCCCGUUACCGGAAGAGCGUUUUGCGGUGCUUGUCAAUUUGGGCAAGAAAAUAACCGACUACGGUGGACCCACGGAGGCCCAUGCUGCCCUCAUGGAUGAGAGUGUGGAUGAUACAACGGCGGUUAAUGUACAGAUCGAAGAGUCGGAAGACGAAGAUGAUGAGGAUAUCCAUGGUGAAAUCAAGGAGGAUGAAGAUGCUGAUGAAACGGAAGGGCAGGAAGCGUUUGUGGAAUCUACAUUGAAAGCUAACCUGGCCCGAUCAGAAACAGAUACGUUUGCGCGGUUAAACGAGAAGAAGGAGCUCCGUCCCUUGGAUAUCGAUGCCCAUUGGCUUCAGCGAGAAAUUAGCAAGUCAUUCAGCAAUUUGAACAAGUAUCAUGAUCCGCUUGUGUCGCAAAAUAAAGCCGCGGAAAUUCAAAAAAUUUUGGACUCAGCUGUGGAUGAUCGGGAUGUGGAGAAUCGUCUGGUCAUUCUGCUCGGCACCGAGCAUUUCGACAUUAUCAGAACUCUACGAAAACAUAGGCAAAUGAUUCUGUGGUGCACGAAGCUACAGUCCGCACAAAGUGAUGAAGAAAAAAGCUUAAUCAAAGAUAGAAUGAGGGCCGAACCAGAACUGAACGAGAUCUUGCGAGCCCUAGAAAAUCCAGACAAGAUUGAUUUGGUACAAAGAGAGCAACAGCGUCAACGGGAAGUGCGGAAGGCCCGAGUGGCCGAAUUGGAUAUGGAAGUAGAUCAGGAGACUGCGGAUUCUGGGGGUCAGGUAGCCGGGAUGCGCAAAAUGCUGGACCUGAACGAUCUCACCUUCCAGCAGGGGAGUCAUUUUAUGGCCAACCGGUCGUGCGAUCUUCCUUUAAACACUACACGAACAACGCAUAAAGGUUAUGAAGAAUGGCAUGUGGCUGCAAAGAAGCCCAAACCCUUUGGAGAAAAUGAGAAACUUGUGGAUAUCAGCUCGCUACCAGUUCAUGCGCGUGCAGCUUUUGAAGGAUUCACACAACUUAAUCGAAUUCAAAGCCGUUUGAAAGACUACGCGCUGCACCAGGAUGAAAACUUACUAGUUUGUGCUCCUACGGGCGCAGGAAAGACGAAUGUGGCUUUGUUAACCAUUCUGCGCGUAAUGGAGAACCACAUGAAUUCAGAUGGCACAUUUAAUGUAGACAAGUUCAAGUGCAUCUAUAUUGCCCCGAUGCGAUCACUUGUGCAGGAGAUGGUCGGCAGUUUCACCAAGAGGUUGGAACCUUAUAAUAUCAGGGUUGACGAAUUAACUGGAGAUCAUCAGAUGUCUCGCGAGCAAAUUGAGGCUACCCAAAUUAUUGUCUGUACUCCCGAAAAAUGGGAUAUUGUCACUAGACGCUCCGGAGAGCGAUUGUAUACGAGUCUGGUUCGCCUGAUUAUUUUUGAUGAGGUACAUCUGCUCCAUGAUGACCGUGGUCCGGUGUUGGAAGCUUUGGUAGCUCGCACAUUGCGAACCAUGGAAUCAUCUCAGGAUCCGAUAAGAUUGGUCGGCUUAUCGGCUACGCUACCGAAUUAUGAAGACGUGGCUGUGUUUUUACGAGUUAAUCGCGACAAAGGCCUGUUUUUCUUUGAUAACAGUUUUCGACCGGUUCCUCUCGAGCAACAGUACAUCGGUAUCACCGAAAAGAAGGCCAUUAAACGCUUUCAGAUCAUGAAUGAUAUUGUGUACAACAAAGUAAUGGAAUACGCUGGAGUAAAUCAGGUGCUGAUUUUUGUGCAUUCCCGAAAAGAGACUGCAAAAACAGCAAAGGCCUUGCGAGAUGCAUGUUUGGAGAGGGAUAGCAUUUCGGCUUUCUUAAAAGAAGGAUCAGCUACUACCGAGCUUUUAAAGCACGAAGCGGGUGAAACUAAGAAUUUAGAUUUAAAAGAUCUUUUGCCUUUUGGAUUUGGCAUUCACCAUGCCGGUAUGACGCGACCGGAUCGUACCUUGGUGGAGGAUUUGUUCGGGGAUCGGCGAAUUCAGGUCCUGGUCUCAACGGCUACGCUGGCUUGGGGUGUGAACUUGCCUGCUCACACGGUCAUCAUUAAGGGCACGCAGAUCUACAGUCCGGAAAAGGGUCGGUGGACGGAAUUGGGAGCACUGGACGUAAUGCAGAUGUUAGGUCGUGCUGGACGACCGCAGUAUGACACGAAAGGUGAAGGCAUUUUAAUCACAAACCACUCGGAACUGCAGUUCUAUCUCUCUUUGAUGAACCAAAACCUGCCCAUUGAAAGCCAGAUGAUUGGAAAACUGGCCGAUUUGCUGAAUGCUGAGAUAGUGCUCGGAACUAUUCAGACGGUGAAGGACGCUGUGGAUUGGUUGGGAUACACCUACCUUUACGUACGAAUGCGACAGAAUCCGGGAUUGUAUGGAAUUUCAGUUGACUACAGGGAAUUUGAUGAAAAAUUGGAACAGCGUCGGGCAGAUUUGAUUCACACUGCGGCUCUGCAGUUGGAAAAGAGUCAACUGAUCAAGUACGAUAAGAAGAGCGGGCAUUUGCAGGUGACGGAUUUGGGCAGGAUUGCUUCGUAUUUCUACUGUACCCAUGAAACAAUGGCUACUUACAAUCAGCUACUGAGACCGACGUUGUCGGAGAUUGAAUUGUUCCGAAUUUUUUCGCUAUCGGGAGAGUUCAAGCACAUGGCGAUCCGUGACGAAGAGAAGCUUGAGCUUCAGAAACUGAUGGAACAGGUGCCGAUACCAAUCAAAGAAGGGAUUGAUGAACCAUCGGCGAAAGUUAACGUGUUGCUACAGGCGUACAUCUCGAAUUUGAAACUUGAAGGCUUUUCCCUUAUGGCAGACAUGGUUUAUGUAUCGCAGUCAGCCAACCGUUUAAUCCGGGCCAUUUUUGAAAUUGUCCUGCAUCGGGGCUGGGCUCAAUUGGCGGAAAAAACUCUGUCCUUAUGCAAGAUGAUUGAUAGAAGAAUGUGGCAGUCCUUAUCACCAUUACGCCAGUUCCCCAAGAUUAAUCAAAUGUGGGUGAAGAAACUGGAAAAGAAAACGAUUUCAUGGGAGCGAAUGUACGAUCUGGAUCCUCAUGCGCUGGGCGAGUUGGUGGGGGCUAGUCAACAGAAAGUCGGUAAAGAUUUGCACCGGGUUAUUCAUCAGUUCCCUAAGUUGGAACUUUCAGUGCAAAUUCAGCCUAUAACCCGUUCUACGUUGCGCGUGGAACUGACUAUAACUCCGGAUUUCCAGUGGAACAAAGAUGUUCAUGGGGAGUCACAAGGAUUUUGGAUAUUCGUGGAAGACGUGGACUCAGAAAUCAUUCUACACAAUGAGUUCUUUCUUCUGAAGGAAAAAUUUGCUGAAGAUGAGCAUCUGAUCAAGUUCUUUGUGCCCAUGUUCGAGCCGGUUCCGCCUCAGUACUUUAUCCGUGUCGUCUCAGAUAAGUGGAUCGCAUCGGAAACUCAACUAGCGGUAUCUUUUCGCCAUUUAACGCUGCCAGAAAAAAAUCCACCGCCCACGGAAUUGUUGGAUCUGCAGCCAUUGCCCGUGCAUGCACUGAGAAAUCUUGCGUACGAGUCCUUGUACGACUUUCGGUAUUUCAAUCCGGUGCAGACGCAAGUUUUCAACUCGUUGUAUACCACGGAUGACAACACAUUUAUCGGGGCACCUACUGGAAGCGGUAAGACAAUCUGUGCGGAGUUUGCCAUCCUGCGUCUGUUUUCACAGGAUCCUGACAACGCCAGGAUCGUUUACGUCGCACCGCUUCAAGAAAUCGCCGAGAAUAUCCACAAGGAGUGGGAAAAGAAAUUCAGAGAGCUUGGAAAGCGAGUGUGUAUACUGACGGGCGACACGUCAGCGGAUCUGAAAUUGUUGGGCAAAAACAACAUCAUUAUUUCCAAUCCGGAAUAUUGGGAUAUACUGUCUCGGCGGUGGAAGCAGAGAAAGCAUGUUCAGAACAUAAAUUUGUUCAUUGUAGACGAAUUGCAGUUGAUCGGUGGAGAGCAAGGCCCCGUACUGGAAGUAGUAUGCUCCCGGAUGCGCUAUAUGUCUUCGCAGUUGGGCCGAAAUAUCCGCAUCGUCGCGUUGUCGCAUUCACUUGCCAAUGCCCGGGAUGUGGCUCAGUGGCUCGGUUGUUCGCAGUCUAAUACGUUUAACUUUCACCCCCAAACACGUCCCGUGCCGUUGGAGCUCCAUAUCCAAGGAUUUAACAUCAGCCACAAUGCUACGCGGUUGGCAGCGAUGAAUAAGCCGGUUUUCAAUGCAAUUGUACGACAUUGUCAGAAUAAGCAGCCAGUUAUUGUGUUCGUUCCCAACCGGAAGAUGAGUCGGGUGCAAGCCAUCGAGUUGGUGACAGCAUCCAGAAUUCUUCAGAAGACGAAGAGAAGUGGAUUCCUCCAUUGUACCGAAAAAGAUCUCGAACAGUUUUUUGAUCAACUGACUGAUAAGACUUUGUGCGAUACGUUGUUGAGCGGAAUUGGAUACAUUCAUGAAGGGCUAGAGGAACGUGAUCGCAAGAUCGUUGAGACAUUAUUCUCGUCUAGUGCCAUCCAAGUGUUGGUGGUGUCAAAAGAGCUCUGUUGGUCUUUGCCUGUGAGAGCGCAUUUGGUUAUUAUCAUGGAUACGCAGUCGUAUGAUGGGAAAAUUCAUUCGUAUGUGGAUUAUGCUGUAACUGAUGUUAUACAGUUAAUUGGAGCAUUUGCCAAUCGUCCACAAGUUGACCAGAAAUCCGUGUGUGUGCUGAUGUGUCAGACGUCCAAAAAAGAGUUCUUUUUGAAAUUCUUGAUGAACCCUCUUCCUGUGGAAUCCCACUUGGACCACUUCCUUCACGAUCCAUUCAACGCGGAAAUUGUAACGAAGACCGUGGAGAAUAAACAAGACGCUGUGGAUUACCUGACUUGGACCUUAAUGUACCGUCGGAUGACCCAAAAUCCCAAUUAUUAUUCCUUGCAGAAUGUGUCUCACCGGCAUUUAUCGGACCAUUUGUCGGAAGUAGUGGAAAACACCCUGCAAGAUCUGGAGAAGUGCAAAUGCAUAUCGAUUGAGAAGGAAAUGGAUUUGCAUCCGUUGAAUUUGGGCAUGAUUGCAGCGUACUACAACAUCAACUAUUCCACUAUCGAAUUAUUUAGUCUGUCGCUGAACCAGAAAACCAAAGUGCGCGGUUUACUUGAAAUUAUUUCCUCAGCUAGUGAAUUCAGUCGUAUCCCUGUACGUCAACGGGAAGACAGGUCUUUGAAACUGAUCAAGGAAAAGAUCCCGUAUGGCCCACAAUCGAACAAACUGACUGAGCCCCAUACCAAAGCGAAUUUGCUCCUGCAAGCCCAUUUGUCGCGCAUCCAAGUUCCACCGGAGAUGCAGACCGAUCUCAACCAGAUUAUUUUGGCAAAAAUUAUGCGUUUAAUUUAUGCUUGCGUCGAUGUCCUGUCAUCCAAUGGAUGGGCGACUCCGGCCAUUGCGGCAAUGGAGCUCUCGCAGAUGGUUACACAGGCACUGUGGAACAAAGAUUCGAACUUGAAACAACUGCCGCAUUUCACAGCUGAGGUGAUCCAACGAUGCCAAGCAAAAAAGAUUGAGAGCAUAUUGGACGUGAUGGAUUUGGAGGAUGAGGAACGGAACAGUCUUCUGCAGUUAACGCCAGCACAAAUGGCGGAUGUAGCCAAAUUCUGCAAUCGUUAUCCCAACAUAGAUAUGGUUCAUAACCUAGCUGCUGACAAAGUUAAAAUGGGGGAGAGUGUUGUGGUGGAAGUCGUUUUAUCACGCGAUGAGGAAGUUGUAGGACCGGUCAUCGCGCCUCUUUUUCCACACAAACGCGAAGAAGGCUGGUGGAUGGUGUUGGCAGAAACGUCGUCUAAUACUCUGCUCUCCAUCAAGCGUGUAAACGUUACUUCGGCUGAAGUCAAGCUGAAAUUGGAUUUCUUAGCACCUGAACCAGCCGGGAAACACCACCUUUCUUUGUAUUUAAUGUCGGAUUGUUAUAUGGGAUGUGAUCUGGAACAUGAGCUAGCGUUGUCUGUGUCAAAAUAAUGCAGUGUCUUUGAUUUGGCUUAGGGGAUCAUUCCUGUUGAGUUUAGUUUUAAUCUGAAUCUGCCGCAGUAUCAGCUUCGUUGUUGGUGUUCUGAUAUUCAACUGUUAAUUUUGUUUAUAUGAUUUUGAUGUGAGUUUAUUGCGUUAAUCUACGUGUUCACUGUCUUGCUUUACAAGAAUACAACGGAGCACCAUA